AAAGAUGAAUUGAGAUUUAGUCUGUAUGCAGAAAUCACGAUCGGUAUUCAUAGUGAUAUAAUACAAAGAAUAAAUUUUGAUAAAAUGGAAGAAGAAGGGUUUAAAAAUGAUAUUAAUGUUACUUUGACAUUUCUUUCAAGUACCAACUUAUUUGAAACUUAUGCAUCUUCUUGUUUUGACGGACAUGGGAAGUUAUUACUAAAAUCUUUCGCUAAAGUGAUCAAAG
This is a messenger RNA of Racocetra persica, 226 nucleotides long. NCBI's taxonomy places the organism in Eukaryota, Fungi, Glomeromycota, Glomeromycetes, Diversisporales, Gigasporaceae. The record is from the annotation of a GenBank genome assembly.